GCGGGCGCGUGUGUGUAUAUGCACGGUUAUGAAGUCAAAUCAAAUUUAGUCAUGAAAGCUCCUUUACAAAAGGUUCGUCACAAAGUGCUUCGAUGAGAACAAAGGACACAAAUUCAGAUGAAAACUACAGAUAAACAAAAAGAACAAGUAUAGCGUGUGUGUUCUUGUGUGUGUGUAUGUGUGUGUGUGUGUGUGUGUGCAUGUGUGUGUGUGAGAGAGAGUGUGUGCUUGAUGGAUGUGAGGUUUAGUUUUGAGUCAGAGGCAGCAGCAAAUGCCUAAGUCUGAGAAUGUGUGUAGGAUGAGCCUCCUACCACGUCCCUCCCUGUCUCUCAUCAACUGUCUCUCUGCCUCCCCUCCAUCCGUCCCUCUCCUUUAUGUACCAGCGUGUCUUCUGAAAAGUGUUCGUCAAAAGCUGCAGAACGAUUUAGAAAACUGAUUAAUUGAUUGAUUUCAUGUGAAAAGAGGCAUUGAACUGCAGAAAACAUACGUGGGAAGCAUACCACCAGACAGCACAAAAGGCAGCAUAUAGUCAGCAUAUACCGUCCAGUGUAUAAUCUGUACGUGCUCCAUCCUUGACUGUGUGUGUACAUCUGUGUGCACCUAUAUGUAUUUGUGUAUGCAUGUUUGUAUCACUCACAGUGAUUAAAGCAAGUGGGCGGCAGCAGCAACUGGUCUGCCUGUGUGGCUCUGCAUAGCAGACAUGUUUCUCACUGCUAGAUAUUACUCAUUUCCUCAGCCCUUUGCACACACAAGCGCGCGCACACACACACACUCUUGACAUACACACACAGACACAGAGACGGAUAGCAGGCUCUCAGUUCUUUCCUUCAGUUUGGUGGGCUCGCUGGUGUUAUUUCAUGCGUACUGAGAUCAGAGGCAGCGUGUAGCUGGAGGCUGCUGAUAUCUGCGGGUGUUGUAACUGGCGGUGGUGCUGUGGAGGAGCAGUGUAGCACAGUAAGGAGCUGGGGAGUGGGUUGACCCUCUGGGAGGACUGGAAUAUGAAUGACUGCCAACACUGGGACGUCUGCUCAGCCCGCACUCAGGUGAGUGGUGCUUCGGUAGAAAAGAAUCAACAGUGAUCUGACAGUGAUGCUGUGUAGCAGCCUUCCCUUCUGUCUGCGCCCCCCGUUCUCCCGUGAGGCCCAUGUGACCUAGCCUACACCCACGCAAAGGGGGCCCCCACUGCCGCUGGAGCCCACCCAUGAAUCCCAGCCCCGACCGCGGCAAAGAGUGCCUCCCUCCCAAGAAGAGGGAGUCUCGGCAAGGAUCAACAGACCACCAAGUCCCUCUGGACGAGUUUAAACCACCUGUGCCACUCCGGAAUCGGUCGAGCAUAGGGGGAGGGGAGGGAGGCAGGGAGGCCAAUGACAGGGACCGAGCUCUGAUUAACCCGAACCCCCAUCUCCUACACACUCCUCCACCCCUUCCUGCUCCAGCGCCAGGACUCCCCCUGCCCUUACCAUGGCACCUGGGCUACUCUCCCUCUGUCUCUCUUCCCCUUUUCCCAGGGCAGGUCGGCGAAAGGAGGGGCUCAGGGUCUCCUGCCUGGAGAGAUGAUCCUCUCUCCUCACCCCUGACCCACCACUCCCGGUGGCUUCGAGGAGAAGGGCCCCUCUCCUUGCCACCAUCCCCAUCCUCCUCCUCUACUUCCUCCUUCAAGACUCCUUUCCCAGCCGAUUCUCGAGAGAUGUGGUCCUACAUUAACAGCAGCCGACGAGAAACCAGCUCCUCUCUCUUCUCCCCGUCAUAUUUGUUUAGCCCCCACUCUCUCUACCCCCAAGAGCCAAGCUUAGUUGAAGCUAGACACAGGUACUUGGGCAAGAGGCCCAACGGCCUGGAUGGGCCAGGCAGCAGGACUGUCUCAACCUCCAGGCCUCUGCUCACAGGAGAUUAUGGGAAUGACAGCAGCAGAACCAGGCUGGACAUUAGUCCACACAGCUCCCACACCAAUGGUGGACGGAGACAGCAGGAAGAUCUAACACCCCGUGGCCAUUCUGGAGGGCCAUUUUUGUCAGACUCUCAAGCUCAGGAGGUCUCUGAGCCACAUUCCUCACUGCAGGACAGGCAUCCGCAUGGGAUAGUGAAGACCAGCUCAAAUUUACUCUCCACCAGUCCCCAUCCCCUGGGACUAGUCCCUAGGGCUAGUAGAGGGGGACUACUGGACCCCUUAGGGGCCACACCAGCUGAGGCCCAGAUCUACUACUCCUUGGGAUCAGUGUGCCACCCCAGCCCUCAGGCCCAGGCUUACCCACUCUACAGCCCCUCAGGAACACCUCUGUACAACCUGCACAGGGAGCCAGGCCCCAGGCAGCACAAUCUAAGGAACUCACCACACUCACCCGUGGGUCUGAACAGCCAUGACAGGUCGCAGAGAGACCGGGACAGAGACCAAGAAAGAGACCGAGACAAAGUCCUACAAAGGGACAGGGAGCGAGGCAAAGACAAAGACAAAGAGAAGCACCUACAACAUGACAAAGACCAAGAAAGAGACAGUGAGCGUGAGAGACGACGGGACAGAGAAAGAGACAGAGGGAGAGAGUUAUCUCCUUCCCAUCAUCACACCUCACCCCCUGCCCUUCACCCAUCUCCCCCAGCGCUCCUACCUCACUUCACCAAGGGUUCCCUGAUCGAGUUGGCCAGCGGGCGGUUGAAACGGGUGGAGGAGCUGCGGACGGAGGACUUCCUGAGGAGUGCGGACACGUCUCCGGAGUUCCACCUCAGCACCUGCACUGUGCUGCUGAUUUCUCCCAGCAGUUCACAGGGCUUCAGCCACCUGCAGGUUCACCUCACAGACCUCAACACUCAGGAGUUACUGAAGGUCUUGGUGGAGUAUCCGUUCUUUGUGCAGGACCGAGGCUGGUCUUCUUGCUGUCCCCAGAGAACCUCACAGCUGUAUGGCCUGCCAUGUCGGCAGCUCAUGGAGGGGGACGUCUGCCUGGCUCUUACCCCUACGCCAACCCAAACCCAUCGGACACACACACGUACCGGCUCAAGGACCCAUCGCACCCAACAUCCCUCAAGGUCUGCAGGAGAGUCCAGCAGCUCGCACAGAGAGGAGAUGCCCCCCCCUCCUCCACCGCCCCCUCUUCCUCACCAUCCGGCUCCCACAGCGCCGGCGCCUCCACGCGCUCUGGCUGCAGAGCCUCCCGUUCCGGAGCAGCCACGUCCACGCAAACGGCGCUGGUCUGCCCCAGACACCCUCCCCUCAACUGGAGCUGAUGCUCCCGGCCUCCUGGAUUUACCUCAUGGCUCCAAGCUAAUGAAGUGGCAGUAGGAACUUGCAUACAUAUGCGUGCAUACUUACACACAUAAGCACAUACACACCCUCCUUGUCUCUGUUGCACCCACCAAGACAAACAAUGGAGAGACCUCAAGGCAGGGUUGCAGGGAAGGAAUUAAAAAAACAAUAGAAAACACAAUUUACGGGUGUCCACACUGCUGCCCCAAAAUAAUUAUCCCAUCAACCCUAGUCCAGGCCUUGUUGCACCCAACCUUUCUUUCUUUCCUUUCCUUUCCUCGAUCUUACUUACACCACCCUGAAAGGAGCAGCAGCUGAAGGAUCUCUGGGUGACUCCUCAAAGACACACUGAAGACAUUUAGUGAGACAAUCAAGCACUUGUCUGUGUUCACUCUGUUUUUGUAAUGGUUGUCCCACACAUCUACCUACUGACAGUGUUUUCUGCAGGGUAUUGAUUUUCAAUCAGUGUUAUGAAAGUAAACGCUAUUGAAGAAUUGCAGAUAUAUAUGAACAAAAAUUGACUAUAUAUAUUACAUUACAGAUGUUAUAUACAGUAAAUAUGCUAAACAGA
This is a messenger RNA of Acanthopagrus latus (yellowfin seabream), 3809 nucleotides long. Its product is annotated as ataxin-1-like. The transcript has 3 exons. Gene Ontology annotation, molecular function: protein binding; RNA binding. The record is from RefSeq and is a predicted model, not a curated record. Gene Ontology annotation, cellular component: nucleus. NCBI's taxonomy places the organism in Eukaryota, Metazoa, Chordata, Actinopteri, Spariformes, Sparidae. Bases 1202 to 3274 code for a protein of 690 amino acids. Gene Ontology annotation, biological process: negative regulation of transcription by RNA polymerase II; nervous system development.